AUUCAGAGACAGAAAGCAGCCGGUGUUUAAACUCAACAGUUCCUCAGUGGGAACAAGCAGCGCCUCCUUCUCCUCCUCUUCACCCAUCAUCAUUCAGCCAUCCAUCCUCCUCUUUCUUUCUCCAGCUCCUCUUCCUCCGGUGCUCCUCUCCAUGCCGGCGGAGGUCUCCUCGGGGCUGCCAUGGCGAAGAUCCGGGUAUCGUACGAGUACUCCGAGGCCGAGGACAAGAGCAUUCGGCUGGGCUUGUUCCUGAUCGCGUGUGGGAUCCUCAGCCUCUUCAUCCUCGGCUUCUGCUGGCUCAGCCCGACCCUACAGAGUCUGCAGAGCAAGCCGGCGAACUGCACGGUGAGCCCGGCCACCAGCUCCGAGCAGCGCCGCUGGCUGCCGGAGCCCCGUAGCUGGUGUCUGUACUUCGUUUAACCGGCUGUAGUUUAACAAAGUGUGGUAGUUUACUGGAUUUAAAGUAUGAGUAGUCGAUUCUGGCACAAGUAGUUGUAUUUUUUUGAGUUUUUGUUUGUUAAAACUGGAGAAAUAUUCGAGUUUUAUUGAUAUUUUAUCGAGUUUGACGUUUAAGGAAUUAAACUUUCAUUUGGAACGGAUUUUUGUUUAUGAUGUCAUCAGGAGUAUUUUUAGAACUAUUUUUCAAUCAACUGUGUAGGAAUUUGUUCAUUUUUGUCAAUAAUAAUACCUAAAGUAGAUUACAUUUUUUGCGUGUUUUUACGACGAAGGGCGACCGUUACUUAUGCUAACACCAGGAAGUAGGCUCAUAGUUGGAAGUACACAGGUUUACUUAGUAUAGGCUUAUUUUAAUAGGCUAUUAAAAGUUGUUAAGAGUCAUUAAAAGUGCAUUUUUUUUCAUAUAAUGAGAAUGUAAAAAUAGUUUCCUGUUUGUUAUAAGUGGCAGCAAAUUCGUGGAAAGUUGACACUGCUGUCAACAGAAACUUUUAGUAUAUUUUACUGUAACUUUUUGAAAAAGUUUAGAUGAAUACUUGCAUUGGUUUUAAUAUUAUAGACAUUAUUUUGCUCUCUUGACCCUUCUAAUUUAUCUGAAAGAUUUGAACAACCAGGUUUAGCAUCAAAAGUUAAAUAAUAAGCAAUAUAAUAGUGUAACAAUAGUGUAUUUGUUGUUAAAAUAUUAUAAUUAUGUAUGACAAUUGUAAAUUGUCCAUCCAAAAGUUAUUUCUUAAAAAAGGUCUUGAAAAUGUUAUACAAGCACAGUUCCAAAAAAUAUAAUUAUGUUUGCUCUUAUAUAUCUUACAAAAAUUCAACACAAAGAGGAGCUUAUGUUGUGAAAUAUGGAUAUGACAUGAUAGGGCUGGGACGAUAUGCUUUUCUCUCGAUUCGAUUCUUCUAUGAUUUUUGGGAUGCUGAUUUGAUUUAAAUUGCGAUUCUACGAUAUUGUCGGUUUUCUCAAUUUUUAGUCUGCAUUUCUAACACCAGUGAAACAGUUGAAUGAUUAUGAUUGUCUACUGACUAAUCCAGGAGCAAUAUUUCCCCAAAAAAUACACAUCACAUGCAAGCCAGUUUUUAAGAUUUAUUCUUAAAUUUGAAGAAAAAAAAAAAAGAUUUUUGAACAAUUUUUUUUUUUCAAAAAUUAUAAAACAAAAAACUGCGAUACUUAUGUGAAUCGAUUUUUUUUCCCACCCCUAUUGCAUGAUUUCAGGUACUCUAGAAUUAAAGCACAAAAUAUACAAACACAACAAAGCAUCAAAAUAUAGUUUAACAUAAGAUAAGAAUUUGAGCAAAAUUCACAAAACUCGUGCUCAAAAGUAACAUUUGCAGUAUAAUGAGCUAAGUAUAUACUAACUGCCCCUAGUUAUAAGUUUAAGAGAGAUUAUUAGAGUUAUACUUCACAUAAACGACAUGAAGGACGUGAUUAAAAAUGUGAUAAUCUGUGUGUAUCUCCCGCUGCCUCCCAUGCAUAAUGAGGUGAUAAGUGAUACAAUCGCUGACACAGAUCGGUGUAUGUGUGACAGACACUGACGGUGAUCAGGGUUUAUGAUCUGACAGGAUUGCUCACACUCAGUUGUCAAUCAUCGGUCAAACUGUCAGAGAAACCGAAAAUCUCAGCUGGUUUUAUCUCAGGAGGUGUCAUCACUUUAUUUUUCUGCUGAUUUACGAAACUGUCUGACUCACAGGAGGAAAGUUCACUCUGAUCAAGGCUGGAAAAAACUGAGAAUUAUCAGAUGGACUGUCAGGAGUAGUAACAGACGAUUAGGUGUCAGCAGGCUUUGGUAUCUGCAGGAUGUAACAGUCUGCGUGGAGAGCAAAAGCAGGCAGAUCACAAGCCACUAUAAUGACACCGCUGCUCUAAAACUGAGACCCACCAAACAAGUCAAUGAGUACCCCUCUAAAAUAUGAAAUGUUAAAAGGUUUUCCCUUCAGGGUUGUGUCCUAUUUUAGAUCAUUUCAUGUCAUUUAAUCUCAUGUAGAACGUCUUUAUAUACAAAUGUAGCUCAACAAGCGUCUGAGAUGUUGCACACGUCUAUGAUUUUAUUUACAGAUUCAUUACGUCUGAUGUUUUGGUUUUCCAUUUAGAUAAAACACAACCAAUCCAAUCAGUUUCCCUCUGAACUAGAGCCAGAAAUACAGCAGGAGAAAAGUGACAAGGUCAUCGCUAACUUAUGGCUUGAUUUAAAACUCUUUUAAUUGGCACAUUUCCCAAAGUAAAUAAAUUUUCUUGAUCUGUUACCAUUGCUUUUUCCUCCUGUGCACUGGCAGAUGGAUGCUGUGGGUCAUAUUGUACUAUUAAAAGCCUAACAGUAUUGGUUCGCAGUGAAGUAGCUCUUAUUUGUCGCCUCACGUAGCAUUAUAGAAUCCUAAAUUCUCCCUUUGACAGAAAGUUAAAAGCUUCAGGCCAUUUUUUAUUACCAGAAUCAUUUAUAUGAAUCUUCCUGGUUGUCAAUACAAAGCAGGUUUGUCCACCUGGAGGACAUUUGCUUCCUCCAUCUGCAUUACUUUCCCUUGUGGGUUAUUAAAAGUGUUUGCACAGCCUUUUGGAUCUAUCGGGACUUCCAUGGCAUGAGGCGCCUGUAGAGUCUGCAGCUCUCCUGCCUCGCUCCUUACCGCUGAUGAUGAAUUCCCACCAGCGUGAUUUAUUCGGCUGUUAGCUUAUUGCAUCGUCCUGGAAUAAUGUCGGCGCAUUACAGAGAGUGGACGCCUUUUGUUUUUUUUAGCUUUAAAUCAUCCAUACUCAUGUGGCGGUUUGAGAGUCUACUCCGUCAUUCACUAAUCCACAGCUUAAUAUAACAUAAAUCACAAUAUUAGGACUUUAUUGCUGCGGUCUGACCUCCUGAGUGAUGAAGAAAUGUCCCAGUCUUAUCAAAUCUGCAUCGAUUGAUGGUUUGUUAGUGUGUAUUGAUAUUUAUGUUCAUGCCUGUAGCAUAGUUCAGUCCUUUAGUGAGCAGCGAGAGGAUAUGAAUCCAUAACUCUUUGUCUACAUUUGAAAAAGAUAAGCUGAAUUGAGUCAGACAGCAGCUACAUAUAUGAACAAAUGAGAAGCUCAUGCUUGCCUGUGGGUAAGCAAACAUGCAUUAAUAUUCUAAACUUACCAACUCAAUGAAACAGUGGUCGCAAUUAUGUUUCUGAUGUAGCGGAUCAGUCGGGAUACUGCUCCAUUAGCUGGAAAUAUUAGGAAAUGAUAUAUUGACAGUAAAGAAUGGAAACUUUAUGUCAAAAUUAAUCAUUUAGAACACUACAAACUCACAAAAAACUAAACAGUACAGAUUAUAUACAGUAAAUCAAAUAAACUGUUGGUAAAUAUUUGUAUUAACUAUAUUGAAAAUAGUUCAUUUUUUCUUCUGUUUUUAAUUGAGCUUUAAUGUGACUGAAACGUCGUCUUCUGCCCCUGUAGGUGGUGUCGGUGUUGCGUCCAGAGGAGAUGUUCGAGUGUGUGUUUACGUGCGGUACGGACUGUAAGGGGACGUCUCUUUAUCCCUGCCUGCAGAUCUUCGUCAACAACUCAGAGUCGAACUCUGUCGCUCUGCUGCACUUUGACGAACAGCAGCUGGUCCUCAACCCAAAGGUAAGACGACUCUGUUUAUUAUGUUGACAACGUGACAUACAAGUCCUAUCGGCUGAAUGAGGCUCUACAGCGACACUAGUGGCAGCUUCUGGAACAACAACAAUACGACCAGAUUCAGCUUUUUUAGUUUGAACUGUCACUUCCUCUGCUUUCCAGAAAAGGCAUACAAUGUCAAUUCUUCUCGAGGCUAAACCUGUUCUGACCGAAAACCAGUCUAUGAUUCCCAUCCUUAGUUAGGUGUCGACCCUUAGUCUCAGCCUGCAGGACUAACAGGAUAGAUGAAUCCGUAACAUAAAAGUGAAACACUGGGAAAAAGAUGUGUGUAUUCUCAUCCUAGAAACGAUUCCCACUUAGUAUUUCACAUUAAAGUAAUGCUCAUUUGAUUUAUGGCUUAAGACAUGCCUCAUGCAAAGAGGGAUUAAGAUGUCGUAUGCUGAAUUUAUAUGAUAAUUAGUGGAAGAAGUUGACCAGUCAUAGGGAAAUAGGCUUGUUCAAUUCAUUGGAAAAUCGAAACGUUAGAUAAGGCAACAGUUGAUGGUGGCUUAUCAGAGUAGAGUUAAUGGAUUUCCUGAAUAGAAAUGGAAAGAAAUGACCGAAAGCAAUCACACGCAUGUAUAUAGAUAAACUGAUAAAAUCCAGGGCAGUGAGAGAGGUAAUGUAAACUCUGCUGAGCAGGUUACACCGCUUUAUCAUGACUUUUUCUGAGCGUUCGGGUUAAAUUUAUGCAUAAAAUCAAAAAUUAAAUGUGUUAAAUGUGUGAAUAAGCAGAAAUAAACUGUGGGUGCUGCAUCAGUCUUGUGAAUUAAAUGUUAUUUUUAUUGAAUAAGCGUCAGCAGUGCUUCACCCGGAUGGGUUUUUGUCUCUCAGCUGCAGGAGCAGAAAUAGAUCGAACGAGACAAAACAAGAGUGUCAGUGUGAAUGAAGGACUUAAAGCACCAUUAACAAACAGCUGACAGUAAACACACCACAGCUGACGCAAUGACUGUGUGUAUGUGUGUGUGUGUGUCAGCUGCUGCUCAACCACAACUAUGAAUACAGUCCUGUUUGUCUUGAUCUGUUUGUCCUGGUUUGGAUUUCGCGUCUCGGUUUCAGUGUAGGACGUUUUUCGUGUCAUAAUUUGUUUGCCUCUUAAGUCAACGUGACACAAAGAUGGCCCUGUGAAGACAGUCAGCGCUGAUGUUGAUGUUCAUUGAAUCAUCUUGAAGGUUCAGGUUAUCUGCAGUUUCAAAAUGCCUGUACUUCAUAGUGCUGCUUGUAUCUUCUGUUUGUUCUCAUGAUAGGAACAUUUCAUCUUUCUUUGUCCGUCAAGGUUUUGUUUACUCUGCUUCCUAGCAACGCAUUCAUGCUAUUCAUUACUGGAGCAUGCUCAGAACACUCAGGCCAGUUUCAGUCUGAUUGUCAUCAGCUGUAACACAACACAGAAUAAAAUGAUCGAUUUUCAGGGCUAGUGGUACUCAAAGUCUGCUAUCUCCUCAUCAGGUGACUCUUUUAGUGAGCCAUUAGCACAGUCAAAGCUAGCUGAGAAAUCCUGCCCACUCAAAGGCUCCUUUAAUGGAGACAACAAGUUUAACUUAGACUGAAAUGGAUACUGCAGCUGGAUUUAUGCACCAUCAAUUAUAUGUUAAAAUAAACAUGGAGUAUGAACCAUUUUAUCUAUAUUAUUUUUGGGGUUUUUGUUUUGUUACUCGCACAAUCACCAGAAGGGGCACUUCGAGUGAAUGGGCAGGUAAAUGCUACAAAAGGGACACAGGUGAAGCAGUGAUCUGGGGAACAGGAAGAGCCCACGGUUAAUCUCCGACACCACUCUCACCCUCAUCACGAACAUCACCAUUGUUGUAAGUUGGAUGUAUCUGUCUUUUUUUUUUUUCAUUUAAUCAAUAAAUAACGAAAAUAUAACUCAACAACAACCUUGGAUUGGACAUUGGAUAUUACUAGAAGCUAGGGCCCGACUGAUAUGGAUUUUUUGGGGUCGAUGCUGAUACAGAUUACUCAUUUCCGGUCUGGUCUCAUCAAUUGCCUCAGUAAGAGAAGUAGCUCGAUCACGUAAUGUGUACUGUUGUUUAUUCUACUGUUACUUCUCCACGGCUAACAGUGUAGCAAGGCUAAUAGCAGAUGGCUAACUCUAACUUUAGCUUGCAUACUACACAGUGCCUCACCGUUAACUCGGCGUGACAGAGACCAGCACAGCGGGGAACAUGGUGAAGUGGGUUGAACUGAAACUUGUUGACUUAUUGUGUAUUUCACAAACUGGUUUAUUCACUGUUGAGGCGGACCACUCUCCUCCGUGCGUCCCUGAGCUGCCUGCUUCAGAUCCGUCACUCUGCUGUGCUGUGAGGUAGUUAGUGGAUGAAGAUCGUCAUGAGGUCGCUGUGCCAUCUACAGGAUAAGCCGGGGAACUUUUCAAAUGGCGGAACAUCUUCAAAGUGAAACCAAAUCUUAUUCUCCGCAUUUUAUUUCUGAAAAUAUCGGCGAAAAUCCGCAUGUUUUGGCCAAACGGGCUAAGAUUGGCUGAUUUAAUCAGCUCGCCGAUAAAUCGGUCAGGCCCUACUAGAAAGAAGCGUGUCAAAAACACCUCAUUCCCUGUACCCAGACAGUGACUAAAAUUCAGGUCAGCAUAGUCACUACACAUGGCGUCUCCUCUAGUUGCACAAAAGCGAUGCAAAAACUUUAGGCUGACAUGUUGAGUGUAUUUUAAUUGUGUCCCAUCUGUUAACAUAGCUGUCACUGCAACCAGCCAGCAGGGGGAGUGCUAAAUGUUUUGGCUUCUGUUUUGGUCGGGUGGCACAGUGUCCAUUGUUGAACUUUUUGGAUCAAACUUAUGGAUCUGUUCUUCAAACUGUCCCAGUCCUUAGCUCCUUGAAUUGAACAAAGCAGGGCUGUACACAGUAAAUUCCUGCAUCCAGGGUGCAAAGCCUGAUGCAGAGCUUGACAUCUGGAGACUGAAAUCUGUCGCAGCUGCACACUACAGGUCGUGGUUCUUCAGUUCCUGUAUCACGUGUAGGUGUCCCCUCACUUUUGGCCGUGUAACAUUAGAGUCGAUGUCAAUCCGUGUGUCCGUUUGUGGGAUGUCUUCAUCGUCUAAUCUCCCUGGUCUUUGGUGCACGUCUGGGUCGUCGCCACAGCAACCGAGUAAAUAUAGAGGGGAGAGACGGCGCGUCAUCCAUGCCCCUCAGUUACCAUGGCAACUGCAGUGGAGAUGAUGUGUAGAGACAGGGAGAGAGAGAGAGGAGUCACGCUUCAUUCAGAAAUCCUUCAACGUCCAAACAGAGGGAGAGAGAGAGAGAGGGAGAGAGAGGUUUAAAUAUGAGGAUGAUACACCAUGUCUCCUGUCAACUCUGUGACCUUUUAAAUACAACUAAUUAGAGUCACGCAUCGCACAUUUAAAGCUCCGCCCACUCCACAGCCGUUAUUUUUGAGAAUGAAAACAUCAUUAGCAUGCUGCUCAAAGGUCAGACCUGCACUUCUUCUGGUCCGGAGUGUCAUCUUAUUGCUUGGUUUCGUCGCUCCCAAACGCAGAGAUGGAAGUGAAAGUAAAAUGAAAAAAAUCUCCUCUUCGUUUUCCCUGGAAAUAGAUAAAACUUGAUCUAGUUUCCUGUCCAGAGGUCCACUGGUGCAAUAAAAUGUGAUACAGUACUCUCUGGAUGAGUCAUGUAAUAAAAAAACAUUUUACUCUUGAGGGUUGUGGUUGCAGGAAAAAAGUUAAAAUAAAUUAAAAAAUAAAGAAUAAAAGCUUGGAAACAGAAUCAUGAAGAGACGCUGGGGUUUAAUUUUUCACCCAGGACGUUUGGAUGAAACAUCCUGAAAGGUCAUCAUGAAGUCUUCGGAUAAAGUCCCAGAAAAAAACUUCCCUCUAUCUCAUCUGUUCUAGAUAAAACAUUUACACUGAGACACUAAUCUGCUUGAUGCUGAGUCACUGGGGACAAUCAGCGUUUAGAUUUCCUGACUUCCUUGAAUGCAUCAAUAAUUGUUGAUAAUGAUGUGCUUAUUUAAGCAAACAGCAGAUGUGUUAAUUAUGAGAAAAUCAGCUCCUUUUCAGUCUCACAUAUUGAAGUAAGGCAGAAUGAAGCCUCUGUAUAACUUUCUAUUUACAGUGAAACUGAGACUCACCAUAAAUAGAUGAAUAGAUGCUUCUCCGAGGAAUGUAACCAGCAAAGAAAUUAUGUUUUUUGUUUUUUACAGGAAUGGACCAAAAUAAGUCUUAGCUGAAAGUACUUUACUGAAUCAGUCAUUUCUUUUUGAAACUAAGACUCGGCAGAAUCUAUAAAUGGGCGAUUCUCUGCAGAGUGAAUUUUACUACAAUACUUUAUUUUCUGCUCAGUGAUUAAUUUCACUCUCAGAGAGAUUUAGGAUUACUACCUUUACUUCGCUUUAUAUGAAAAAUCAGAGUAUGUCCAAAACUCCUGUUAAAUCCAUCAUAUAUUAAAAGUGAUCAUUACGGAUACUGAGAGAUUAGCUGACGUCGUAAAAGUAAUGAAAAUAUGUCUCCUCUUAAAACCUCUCUGACCUUUGGCUAUAACAUAGUACAAGAUACACACUGCACACACACACACACACACAGUCAGAGCUAAUUGCAGUUGUGUCUGAAGUAUCUGUGCUCUCUCUCUAACAGCUGGCUGCAGACAGAGGAAGUUAAUUGGCGUUGUGUCUAUAGGGGGCGAUUAGUUAACGGAGCGCCUGUGGACCCGAUGACUGACAUGACAUUCACACACACACUCUAACACACUCUCCAACACACAUCCCAUAGUGUCAUGUGUUUAUGGUCUUUAUUUGAAUUCGACUUUUUGUUUUCUGGUUUUGUUUACAAUAUUUGCGAUAUUACAUUCCAAAACUUUAACAGCAGAGAGGAAAACCACAGCAAGAGAUUAUCAAAACUUUGAAAAGAGACGACAGAAACAUCCCUACGGUGUCUACCGUACACAUCUGUAAAUGUUAGCAUGUCAUCUGUAAAUGAUGUACUUGCUGUUCUUAUAAAAGUCAUUUGAUAAAACAUAAAAUAUGAAGACAUAAAAUGUCAAAUACAAAUACAGCAAAGAUUUAAGUACAUUAUACAUGGGGAUGUACAUUAAAAUAUACAAUUUUAAUACAAAUUCACUUUUGAAACAAUGGAAUAUUUUUGGACAUGAUAAAUCAAGAAAUGAUUCACUAGAGGCAUAUAAAAGUAUGCAUUUAAUAACAAAUGUAUAUAAUAUUAAAAAUCAAAGUUUAACUUCUGUUCAAAAAACAAAAACACAAAGUUAAAAUCACCUCACAUUCAUUAAAAACAAACAAAUCAAGACAAAAACACGAGUUAAAUAUAUCACAUUAUUAUGUAUCUGACAGAAUCUGAAGCUAGGUUAGUUUUUGUUAUCAAGAGCGCAGUUGUUUGACUAUCGUAAACUACAAGUUAGAUUAUUAUAACCCAGCAGUUACAUGCUCAAAGGGGGUAUGUCGCCACCUACUGUAGUGGAGGUGAUUCUGCAAGUUAUUAGAUUCUUGCCUGGUGCCUGUAAACGAGGACAAGGACAGUAGUCCCAAAAAAUCACUCAAUCAGGCCAUAACCAUGAUUUGUUUAAUUGGUUUUUGGGGAGACGUCAUGAAGCUCAAUGAUGAUGGUCGCCAUAUUGGAAAUGCGGACUCACUUUUGAUGGACAAGGGAGAGAGGCGGGGUCAAGGCAAGCCAUUAGACUCCUCGCUGACAACUACAAAAUGGCAUUAUUUUGAAUGAGUGUGUAUGUGGUUUUCAUGGUGUUUGGAGCCAGCCUAAAGUGGACACUCGAGGAACUGCAGCUUUUAGCACUUUGACAUCAGCUUCAUUUUUAACAAUUGGAUGUUUUAUUAGGGCUCUUGUAAUUUUCAAGAUAUGAGAGUGUUCAAUGAACAAUGUCAAGUCCUGUUUAAGAGAGGAUCGGAUCCACACAGAUGAGCAGCAUCAAAUCGUCACAUUGAUAAUAUGGUAUUGUGGAAGACACACAGAGUAACACACACACACAGAGUAUUAUACACCUCUGAGCUCUCUGGUUUAUUGAGGUCAGGAGUUCAUUUCAUUUUCACUGGGAAAAGAAGUGGAGCCGAGAGGAGAGAAAAUGGCUGGAAGAAUGGAAAAAUGGUGUGCAGUGAGUGUGUGUGUGUGUGUGUGUGUCCCUCACACUCUGCUGGUCUCUGAACAGAAACAAAUCAGCCGCUGUAUCUGAUAGACUCUCUGACUCCCUGCUGUAAUUAACAUUUGACAAACACAUGGAGCUCAGAGAGGGUGUGCAUUAGUCCCUGUGUUUAUGUUUGCAGAGUGUGAAUGCGGUAGAGUGCUCUUCGCAUUCACAGGGUGUGAAAGCAAAUAUGAGAGUGUCUGACUGAACAUGUUUUUCUAUUUGUCUUUUGUCUUGUUUGAAUCUUUGAAGGUCACGCCACACUCAACACUAACACAACACGACACAGAACUCGGCAGAGUUUCCUGUUCCUCAGCAACAAGUUAAGAUGUUGUAUAAAAUACAGAUUCUCACUUUUAUAGUUUGGUUCAUCAUCUCUACUGAUAGGUGUGACUAAGGUCUAGAAGGGUAAAGACUGGCCAAUAAGACUGCAGCAGGUUGAGCAAUAGUAAAUGUUGACUCUGUAACUGUACAUAGCCUGAUUGACUCUGUUGUGUUUUAUUUUUCCUUACUUUGUUACUUUACAUUUCACUUUUUAAUAACUUUUUUGUUAUUUUACUUCAUGUUUUCUUAUUUGACAAUUCAUUACUUUACAUUAGCUCACUUUUUUGUUUUAAUAUUUAAUGUUUCAUGACUUCAUCUUCUAUUACUUCAUGUUUCAUAACUGAGUGGUGACAUAACAUUAAUUUCAUCACUUCACGAUAUGCUACUUUGGUUCACUACUUCUUACUUAAUGUUAAGUAACAUUGUGUUUAGUUACUUUAUAUUUCUUUAAGUUAUGUCUUCAUUAUGUACAGUAUAUACACCAAAAAUACAAAAUUGUAAUUAUUUUGUUUGUUUAUUUUUUAUGAUACUUGACUAACCAGGGCUUGACACUGACUUUUUUCACAAAGAACUUUAGGGGCAUUAUGAAAAUUGAUCAAAUAAUGUUUGUCUUAUUGGUCGACAUAAGUACUACUAUUUAAAUUCAAUUUGAGGUCUUCUGGUCACAUGACAUGGAAGCUAUUGAAGAAAAUGUUUAAAAUUUGCCUUUAAAUUUAACACAACAUUUUUUUAGAGGCCAAAUUAGGAAAAUAAAGAGGUGUGUCUUAUUGUCCGACUUUAGUACUACUAUUUGAAACCAGUUUUAGGUCAAUUGGUCACGUGACAUAAAAGCUAUUGGAAAAAAAAAACAGCCUUUUUUGAGAACAUCAACCGGUAAUUUAUUGACGGCCCCCUAUUUAACACUGAUGUUGACAGCGAGGGUGCUGAGUAGAUUUCACCGCACUGCUGUUGCUAUUACCGGUUAUGGAGAAUGAGAAGACACAUCGGUAGAUCCGCAUUGAAUGUCCAUCGAAUAUCCAACCCAAAAACUAACUUCACUGUGGUAUUUACAUAAAAAAAUUUGGUGCCUCGGCUAAUUUUUAAUGUGUGCAUGCGUGCCCCGAAAUACACAUCUUUUUUUAAUCGCAAAUGUGUGAGUGAAACGGUCGAACUGUCGAUCCCUGCUAAUGUCUAAUCUUUCAUCUAUACAUUUACACUCACCGGCCACUUUAUUAGGUACACCUGUCCAACUGCUCGUUAACACUUAAUUUCUAAUCAGCCAAUCACAUGGCGGCAACUUAGUGCAUUUAGGCAUGUAGACAUGGUCAAGACAAUCUCCUGCAGUUCAAACCGAGCAUCAGUAUGGGGAAGAAAGGUGAUUUGAGUGACUUUGAAUGUGGCAUGGUUGUUGGUGCCAGAAGGGCUGGUCUGAGUAUUUCAGAAACUGCUGAUCUACUGGGAUUUUCACGCACAACCAUCUCUAGGGUUUACAGAGAAUGGUCCGAAAAAGAAAAAAUAUCCAGUGAGCGGCAGUUCUGUGGGCGGAAAUGCCUUGUUGAUGCCAGAGGUCAGAGGAGAAUGGCCAGACUGGUUCGAGCUGAUAGAAAGGCAACAGUGACUCAAAUAACCACCCGUUACAACCAAGGUAAGCAGAAGAGCAUCUCUGAACGCAAGGUACGUUGAACUUUGAGGCAGAUGGGCUACAGCAGCAGAAGACCACGCCGGGUGCCACUCCUUUCAGCUAAGAACAGGAAACUGAGGCUACAAUUUGCACAAGCUCAUCGAAAUUGGACAAUAGAAGAUUGGAAAAACGUUGCCUGGUCUGAUGAGUCUCGAUUUCUGCUGCGACUUUCGGAUGGUAGGGUCAGAAUUUGGCGUCAACAACAUGAAAGCAUGGAUCCAUCCUGCCUUGUGUCAACGGUUCAGGCUGGUGGUGGUGGUGUCAUGGUGUGGGGAAUAUUUUCUUGGCACUCUUUGGGCCCCUUGGUACCAAUUGAGCAUUGUUGCAACGCCACAGCCUACCUGAGUAUUGUUGCUGACCAUGUCCAUCCCUUUAUGACCACAAUGUACCCAACUUCUGAUGGCUACUUUCAGCAGGAUAAUGCGCCAUGUCAUAAAGCUGGAAUCAUCUCAGACUGGUUUCUUGAACAUGACAAUGAGUUCACUGUACUCAAAUGGCCUCCACAGUCACCAGAUCUCAAUCCAAUAGAGCAUCUUUGGGAUGUGGUGGAACGGGAGAUUCGCAUCAUGGAUGUGCAGCCGACAAAUCUGCGGCAACUGUGUGAUGCCAUCAUGUCAAUAUGGACCAAGCUCUCUGAGGAAUGCUUCCAGCACCUUGUUGAAUCUAUGCCACGAAGAAUUGAGGCAGUUCUGAAGGCAAAAGGGGGUCCAACCCGUUACUAGCAUGGUGUACCUAAUAAAGUGGCCGGUGAGUGUAUAUCUACACUAAGAGACUGUUGGUAAAUCCGACCCUUUGCAGAUAAUAGUGCCCUAUGUAUAUCAGAUGUGUGUGUAUAUAUACUGUAUAUAUAUAUAUAUAGUUAUAGUUAUUUAUAUAAUGUUUUCUGUGAGUUUCUGCUUACAACACUAAUGUAGCUCCUUCAGGCAGCCUCCAUUAGACCAGAAAUGAAUUGAAUGGUGAGUGUGUGCUUGUGUGUGUUUUACUAAACCACACACCGGUCAACCCUUGCUGUAUUUUCCCAGAGUGCUUUUCUGUCUGCACCUAAUGUUGGCGUCCUGAGGCAAGUAAAUGUGAGAGAGUGUGUGUGAUUUCAUGAGUGCUGAAGUCUUAACACUAAAGCUGCUUUGGCUUUAAAAGUAAUAUCUCCCAAUAGGCACAGAUACACACACACACACACACACACACACACACACACACACACACACACACACACACGCUGCUCUCCAGAUGUUAUGGUUAUGAUGUGGAUUACUUCCCGUGAUUUUACAGCUGUGAUGUUUGAUAGUCAGGUUUCAGAGGUUUGGUUUCUAAGUCUGUUAGAGCACACAGUGUCUACAUGUCGUUUCAUAACAAUAAGGCCUGUUUUAAUAUUAUCUCUGGUCUUCUUCCCUCUAUAUUUGGACAUUUUUUGCUGUUCGUCAUAUAUCACGUUGCACAGUCUGCUAGCAAAGCGAGAAGCAGCAUUGCAUGAUAGUUCGUCAUUUUUAGUGUUGCACCCCUUAUUCCCUUUAAGAUCAUGUAGCUGGUUGCACUAGCUCAGCAUAAGUUUGUCUUAAAGCUCCUUUGAGGAACCUUCUGUUUGUGUUGACUUUGGCGCCCCCUGUGGACAAAGCAGUAACUUGUGGUUGUUUCAGUUUUUUUCAAUUUGUCAGCAAAGGUCCCUUUUGCUUUUACGGGUGCAUCACUCUUCAUUUCAGUCUGUCAAAUCCAAUCAAAAAGUCCUCACUGGAGCUUUAAGUGAAAGUGCUAGGUCCGCUCUAAACCGUAUGCUGCAACUAGUUAGCCUUUAACUAAAGUUGCACCUUUGCUUGAUUUGAUUUUAAGGGUGAGAAGAGGGUGCUACAGCGUACAAAAAGAGCCCAUUUAGAGAUAUUGCUUAACCAGUGAGUGUUUGCAGAUGUUGUAGGACUAACCAAUCACCUGAACUCCAGGAAAAGCAGUAGAAUAACAUCACUUUAUCCUGGUGUGAUUGUUAAAUAGGAGUUUAAGGUUUUGGCUGCAGAAUCAAUAAGAACAAAUGAAAUAAGCAUGCAAGAGUGGGACUUUUAGUGAUCAUUUGUCCACAGGUCCUGAUUGAUUACCUGCAGAUUUUCCUAAUGAGUUCUGCAGAAGACAAAUUUAAGUUUUCCUGACUGAAACCAGAUUAAUUUAAGCUCUUCCUUCCAGCUCUUAAAUCAUGUGUUCUCAGCUGUGAAAUGACGCUCCAGCAUCUGAAAAGAGACAGUGUCAGAGGAAGGAAGGGAGGACAUGAAGGCAGGUGGGUGGUUUCACUCAGCCAAUUACUCGCUGAGUAAUUUCCUCAUUUAUGACUUAAUUAUAUUAUAAAUAUAAAUGAGUGGAGUGGCGGUAACCACAGGGCAGUGCUGCUCUGCGGUUGAGACUCCAGUUUCCUCCGACUUACACCAUUUUACUAUCCAAAAUGAAUCAAACAAAUUAUUUAAGAUGUCCUCACUGUGAUGUCUUAUUUUCUUUCUUUUAAUACUUUUGGGGAACAUUUGGAUCUCAUUUGAGCCGAAACACAACAACAAAUCAGCGGGAAAAGGUCAGCAGAAAGAGCGAUUAAUUUAUGGAAGCAAGAGGGGGAAACUCUUAAUGUAAUAAGUGAGGACUGACGACAGUAAUAAGCGUGUGUGUGUGUGUGUGUGCUGAUGAUUUAAACCAAUUACUUUUAAUGAGGCAGAGCUUCUGGAGCUCCAGGACAUCAGGGGGGCCGUCAGAGAGUCUCUGCCCAGCUAGGAGCUUCUCUGUCCCCCUUACGUCAGUCCCUCUCUCUCUCAAUUAAAACCUCUGACAUCUUCCAGUAACUAGAAUCAGUCUCACUCUCCAGAUCAGGACUUCAUAGCUUUUAUUACAUGUGAAAGAGUAACAGUUGGAUAAUAUGUGGAAAAAAAAGAAUUGGAUUAUUCUGUCCCUUGGCUUUUCAGACGCACACAUACACCUCCAUCCUCCCCUCUCCAUGCGGCUGCAGUACAUCAUGUUGAAGAUACAGUGAAGUUAGCUUCAACUGCAACUUCCCCACGCUCCCCAACGUGUAGGCUAGAUGUUAAUCUGAGCUUGUAACAGCAAAGUGAAAGAGAGAAAUGUUUCAGCAGAGGGGUAGAGCACAUGUUCAGCUCUUACCCGGGAAUGGCGGCAAUUUUCGCUGUACGCCAAUUCCUACCAGAUUUGUUCGUGAGGCAAAAUUCGUGGCGAUUACGGAAUCGCGAGAACUCACAAGAACCUGUGGAUUCAUGUGCAAUGGCCCGAUAACAAGUUGUCUUUAGCCACAUAGGCUAACUGUAUAAGCAGUAGAUUGUGUCCUUCCAGAGGAGGAAAUCUACAUCUAGACUUAUAAAAUCAGCGUCUCAUCAUCCAUGGUGUCAUCAGAAUGAAAUGACGUCUAUAAACCUUUCACUUGUUCGUCUCCGCACGUUUGCAUGGUGUGAAAUACGAUCCACCUAAAACAUGGAGGGUUUAUUUUGAAAAGAAGCUGGAUCUUUUAUUUUGUGUCUGUGCCCGACUUCCUUUCCAGCAUGGGUUAAUCUGUGCUGAAUUUAUCCGGCAUGCUCCAGUGUCCGGUGAUCAGCUGUGGAGUCUGACAAUCCGCAGCGGUACGGAAAGAACCCAGUGGAAAUUGACACAUUAAUUUGAAUAGUUACGAUCAGCUACGAUCAGCGGAUACAGCCUUUUCGUGGCCGUUCCAGAUGCGGUGGAAAUUGGAGGUUAGUAUGGCUUAGUAUGAACACAUCAUGACUUCUUCUUUAAAGCACCUUGACGUGUUAUUUUUGUACGAAUAAUGAUUCAUAAGGGAACCAGCCUUACCUUAGCAUGGUGUUGGUUUGGUAUCAUGUCAGCAUUUAGAUCUCUUGUCUCUCUAGGUGGUAAAAUUCUAUCAUUGACUUCAUUCUUUUCGCUCUCACUCUACUGCUUCCUGAACUUUCGCAACACAAAGUUCAUGUUUUCAUUUUUCUCCUCCACUGAUCCGUCAGGGCGAGAUGUGCUGAGUUGCUGUCAGCCUGUCAAGAUGUGAUUGAUGCUCUUACACUCACACUUAAUUGCUUCCUAUGUCUGUGUUUUGUUCAAGCAGCACGUCUUUGUCCUGUGGGACAGCAGCUCUUUGAGUUUACAGAGACAAAGUUCUGGCUUUAGAUUUACAGAAUCGAGUCAUUAAUGUCACCCAGUUCGUUGUGUAAAGAUAAUAAAAGGGGCUGGAUUGACACACAGCACCAUGUUAGGAAGAUUACUUUGUCAACUCACUUGGUGUUCCUCUAAACAGACAGUUCUUACAGCCAUACGAUAUGUGGCUUUAACAUUACUCAAAAAUGACUUGAAAAUAUUUCCAAAAUAUAUAAAACUGUCUGUUCUGUAAUCUCUGGGGGAAAAAAAGUCUAUGAAAAAGCGAAGAAAAUUGAACCUGCAGUGUGAACAGGCCCUUACACCUUUGAAUAUAGGGGUGUGUCCCACCCAUCAGGUGUGGUGAAGCUGUGUUUCAGCAGUAGCUUUAACAGUGCUCACCCUCCCUAUGAUGCACACUUAAAGGGAUAUUCUGAUGUAAAAUUAAUUUAGGGUCAAACACACCAUAACACCGAGUUAGACACCCCUCGAGAGAUGAAUGUUGCUGACUGCUUGCUUCUCAAGUUACACCAACUUCAGCAACGACGGCACUAUAGCAAUACACAGCGGUCUCCACACACACACCUCAACCAAAACGCCACUCUAUAGCUACAAAUAAUGCUCAGAACAGCACCUAACUUCAUCAACAGGACAUAUAGGGUCCCAGAGACAGUACUAGCCACCAAACAUCUUUUUAACUUUGCCUGAUUUCUUUAGCAAAGAGACUAUACACAACUCACCCAUUCUCCUCCAGCAGCCGCAUGUUUGCAGGGAGAGCACAGACGAGUUGAUCACCGACUGCAGCGGGGUUUCGCAGCUCAAGGAAGAACAUUUAUGAUGAUUACUUAAUCAUUUCUUUAAAGUAAUAAUCAUCAUAUUAUUCAUUUUGCACUGCAGACGCUGUAGUUCUUCUGUCUUAGUGUCUCGGUUUGAUUAUAUUUCCAUGAAGUAACGGUUGAGGUUGAGGGUGGUCGUUACUCAAGUCGAUAUAUCAAGAGAAGCAAGCGGUUGGCAGCAUUCAUCUCUUGAGGGGGUGUUUAACUCGGUGUUACGGUGUGUUUGACCCCAACUUAGUUUUACACAGGAAUAUCCCUUUAACUUAAGAACUAUUUGGUAAUGGCUUUCACCAGUUGGUUGGGCUUUAACUUUGACUGGCUUUCCUUAAGGAACCUUUCCAACAUUGUAUUAAUAAAAGGGUAAAGGUUAAAGGCUCGCUCAGUAGUGCAUAUGGGCGUUAAUACCACUUGUGAGCAAUAGGUGGCAGUAACACUGUGACAAAAUGUAGAUGAUAAUUCAAAGAUUCACCUCAAAUUUUUAGGCUUCCUGUUGGUUUUGUAGAAUGAAACUCAUCAACCAGAGUUAGGGCUGGACGAUAUGGCCUCAAAUCAAUAUCAUGAUAUAUUGAUCAGUUCACCUCGAUAACGAUAAAUGGACGACAACUACUCCACAGGCUGCUCACCCCCUCCCACAUUAACUUCGUCUACUUCAGCCGCUACAACUUUCUCUCCGUCCUCCAUCUCCUCACCUGUCUUUCCCUCUUUGUUACGGACUGGAUGGGGUGGAGUCACGUCUCUGAUGUAGGACAGCGUCUUAAAGGGACAUGAGACCAUAGCCUACCUACACACAUCCAAAACCAACUUUUAUUAAUUUAUUUUUUUGACACAGAGUAUAUUGACAUGGGCAAAAUGACGUUGGUUAUUGUCGUAAAUUUCGAUAUCGGUAAAUUUAUCGCCCAGCCCUAACCAGAGCUGAUGUAAAUUAGAAGUUUGGUGACUUUGGGGUCAUUUAAGACUCAAAAAUUUGGACUCUCUUGGGCAGAAGGUAAAAAGAUUUCAGUAAAUCUCUUUCACUCUCAGUGGCCCAACAAAAAGACAGCCAAAAUCACAAGUCGUGCCUUUUCUUGCUGACUUUAUUUCGGUUUGGAGGAACAGCAGAGUUGUAAAAACAAAUCUCUAAAUCCCUUGGAAAGCAUCAGAGUGUCCUGCUCUGAAUAUCAAACACCUGAAGUGACAGAAACACCUGAGAGCUGAAUUUAAAUCAGGGUUGAUGGCUUUUUUUUCCGCAGCAUGUUCAGACAGCACAUGUCAAUACGAACACUCACGCUGAUCUCAUUUAGGACAUUUAUAAGGGACCAAAACACACACCAGUGCACACGCACACACUUAUAAUUGUAACCUUGGCUUGUUGGCAUAGAAACCGCAAUCAUUCGGCGAUCAGCGCGACCCGUUUGUGAAGUCAUGGGGCGAAGCGUGUGUGAUUGGUGGGAUGAUGAAUGGUGUUGAGGGAUGAAUGGACGAGACAGAAAGAGAGAGGAAGACAUGCUCGCUCUACCUUCACUAAUCUGGACAAGGUUCAAUCAGACAGAAAAAAAACAGAUCCAGUGAAGAUGUGAUCAGACGUGAGCUCAUGACAACAUCGUUUACAGCUGAGCGGAGAUAAACAGCGUCUGAGUUCAGCACUAAAGGUGUCACAUUCGUCUGGAAAAUCACGAAAGAAAGAAAAAUUGGCCUGAUGUGAAAGGGAAGGAACAGAUUUAUGGACUCUGUUCUCUCUACAUGGUCAUUAUUGAGACACCUGUGGAUGUAUUAAGUCUCGGUGGUGUGCUUCAAUAGCACUGCGCAGCUAUUCAGACACAUAGAAGAGAUUAAAAAGGAGCAUUUUCACUUUUGUUUUUUAUAAUCCAAACCAAAUCUUCUCUUUAUUUUCUAACAUGUCUGUUUUAAAUCAGAGAAAACUCCAAGGAAAGUUGAAAAUCAAAAAUUUAAAUGUGGAUUUCAUAAAUGUGGCAUUAGUCCUUUAAAGUUAAAGCUCUAAGAUACUUCCUCCCUCACCUCUGAUUCUGUUCAGGUAUAGCUUCUUGUAUUCUAUCGGAUUUUCUCCCCCGCAGUUAGAGAUUUGUUUCAUCUCUUCAGAGCUGACGGUGAUCACGCAGCAGGGGGCGCUGUAAUAAGGUCAAAACAAGGUGACUGGUUUGAUCCUGAUUGGCUCAGAGGGGGUCUUCGCUGCGCUCUUCCUCUUUAGUUUAGUUUCAGCCUCUAAACAUACACACAGCGUCUCGUUGUAGGAGGCUGAUUGGUGCCCGGCCGCUGACUGUGGAUCAACUGGUUGCCAUGACGAUGGUGUGAUUGGUACACUGACAGGGGGUGGAGGAGGUGAUGGCAACCUAAACUGCUUUGGAGCUUAACACAAUAAGACCUGUUCAAUCAGAAUGGAAAUACAAGAUAAUAAAACUGAAAACAGUGUCUUUAUUUAUGGAAAAAUGUCACAACAGAUAAAUUUACGAACAAUCAGAAAGAAAAACGCCGAAACAAAAUCUACUCAGUUCAGCACUGGACCUCAGUCUGCUGCUUUCUGCUCCAACAGCUAUAAGAAGUUAUAUACAGUAUAAGUCAUUCACGGCUCAAGAAGAAAUAAUAGGAAAGGUAAUAGUUUGUUAUUUCAGAGUGUGAGGCCCACUGGAGAGAAAAAGAAAUGAGAUUUCAAGAAAGAAAAAAGUGAAAUGGGUUAUUUUAAAUAGCAGAGGUCAGCUUUUGAGCUUCACUUCAUAACAUGUUCCAGAGUUUUCUUUUUGGUGGAGGCGGCUGACUUCAGUUCUGAGAUAUUGCCUAAAUUUAGGUAAUUUAGAUAGAGAUAAAUCUAAGUUGGUAUUUCUCCUUGAAAUUAAACAAUUUUUCUCCUAAAUGUAUAAUUUCCCUAUCAUUGUCAUUUUUUCCCGCCUACCUUCCUGCCUAAUUGACGUCUUGUUUAAUACAUUUUUUUUUAUAAUAUUAUAAAUUUACAACUAUUUUAUGCAGUCAGAUUAGUUUUCAGUAUCGAUUUAUGUUUUUUUCCCGGUAUUUAAGGAUCUUUUUUUCUCAUAAAUUUAUGACUUUUUUAAGUUAAUAUAGAAAUUUUUAACUUUUUUUUUUAACUUUGUAAAAUUACAACCUUUACUAAAAACUUUGACUUUGUCCUGAAGACUUGAGAGUUUAAGACUUUCGACUGUUUUAUGUAUUUAUAUGACUUUUCUCAGAAAUUGGCCUUUUUACCAGAAGUCUAAGACUCUGACCUUAAAAAAUCAAUAACUAUUUUAUGUUACCAUAAGACUUCUCAUUGUACACAUUUGUUUAUGUAACUUUGAUUAUUAGGUUUUUGCAUAAUUUAUUUCUUAUUUCAAUAAAUUUUGGACUUUUUAGAUUGUUUUUAUUUGACUUUUUUUCAGAAAUGUAACUUUUUCAUGGAGAUUUCAUGACUUUUUUCCACUCCACUACAAUUUGUCCUCAGAAAUCAGACUUUUACCUGUAAAUGUAGAUUUUUUUUCACGAAUUUCCAACGUUUUUCCCACAUGUACAACUGUUUACUGCAUAACUAUUGACUUAAUAUUCAAAAUCCGAACCUUCUUCAUCUUAAGUUGUAUCACCAAGUUCAUAUCACAGUACGACACCAUAUAUUUUUUUCUGUACCACUGUAUGUUCUAUUUCUGCUCGUACAGCGAGUAAAGGUCAAGAAAAGACCACCUUGUCUCAUUUCACACUGAGCUGAUGUACUACAUGCUCACUGAUGUAUAUUGAUGCAUUUGUGUCUCUCAGUGUUCGUUCGUUCCUCCCUGCGAGAGAGAUAACCAGAAGAACAAAGACAGCGUGCUGCUGUGGGAAGAUUACUUCACCAAAGAGGUCAGCAGUCAGUCCUUCACCUGUUUCUUCAACCAGCAGAGGAGGUGAGGCUCACUCACGUUCACACACACACACACACACACACACACACACACACACACAGAGUUACCAUGUGGCUUAUUUUCAGGUAUGACUCUGAUAAAUUGAAAGCAGGAGACGUGUGAUGCUGUGAAUGUGGCCUUGGUGACACAUGAUUGUUACAGCAGAUGAUUACAGAUGGUCUUUUCACAAAACCCUUUUCAUUUCUCAAUUUGCUGCCGGUAACCUUUAACCAUCACAUACCUGACCUUUUACUUCAUAUCCUCACUUUGUUAGGCUGCAUCUCAGCAGUUCAUGUCAUGAAACAAACUUUUAAAACUGCAGAGCAUCUCAAACUGCUGCUACGAAGGACACAAAGUCGUGAUAAUCAGAUGAAGUCUUUGUCUCUGGUUACUGUUUUCCCCUGUGGACAUUACAGUGGGGCUUUGAGGGUGUUUUAAGUGCAAAGUACAGCAUUUUUUUUUUGCAUAAUUUUAAGUCAAUUUGAGGACAAAAAAAUGACUUGCACCGGGCAGGAGUGGAUCCAGACUUUUAAAACUGGGGUGGCCCAACUUGGACAUUUACUCAUGCAGGGGUGGCUGUAUGUGUAUGGAGGUGUUUCCAGAGUGCACUAAACAUGCAAAGACAGCCACAGGCAGCCCCUGAAAAAGCACCUCAAACAUUCAAUAUUGAGCCUCACCUUACACACAUCACAAAACUCCCGAAAUUUUCAGGCUGAGAUGCACAAAUAAAGUGGAUACAAACUGCUAAAAUUGUCACCCUGACUUUACUCGGACUUUUUCCCGCUUGCUUCCUGGUAGAAUUUCAGCAGGAAAUAUCUGGUGGUGAUGUUGAUAUUAUGCAGCCAGAAGAGCAACAGACAGGAUGGAUGAAAUCUGCAAGGAAACACUCCUGAAAUAUUCUGGAAUUUUUCAGAAGUGAAUGUGUGGAAGAAGUUAGAGUUCAGGUUUAAUCAGAUUGCAAGAAGGGCCAGUCCUGCUGAUCAUCUCCUUUACAGGCAUAUUGACAUAGCAUCAGAAACAUGGAUCUAGACCCUUAAUAAAAUCAGACAUUUUAAGUGUUUUUGUCCUGCAAAAAGACCUAAAAAAAUCCAGAUUUCUUGUCUAGUUAGUUCUGCAUCUGUUCUGUCCAAUUAUUGUCAUUAAAACUAGUAAAACCUUCUUAUUUCUGGUCUCUGGAGACGAAGUCAGACAGAUUUCAACUGUCUGUAGUGAUACUUUGUAGAUACAGUGAAACUCAGGUCGUGUUCACACCUACAGGUCCGUUUCCUGAUUCGAAUCCAAGGCGAGACGAUACAUUUGUUUUGAUUGUUUAACUGGUCCAGUUUGCGUUCACAAAAGACAAACUCAAUCGCUCCAGAUAACGGAACCAGAAGUCACGUGACUGCGAAUAUCGUUCGGUUAUUGGUCAUUAGUUUAUGCGGGAAUACAAACCCCGCUCUGCUGUCUUCACCCAUCAUGGAGCAUCGUAGGCUGAUUUUGCUUUUGCUACUCAUCUGGAGCGCGUAUCAAGAGACGCUAGUCGAUCGCCUAAAUCUGCAGCAUUAAUUAAUACAUUCCGGAGUAGACGUGCAGCAAACAACAGACGGAUAAAGACGAGACGGCGUCAGGCAUUAAUGAGAGCCUACCAUGAUGCGUUUUCUCUCUGGUGUCAUAUAGCCUAGUGUGUGGUGCGUUUCCUGUGACUGGUGUGGAUGACGUUCACACCAGAAAUGAACCGCUCCAGAGUUCACUUGAUAGCGGUCCGAGACCACCUCUUCACGUGGACCAGAGUUCGUUUAUUUGGUCCGCACCAGAGUUCGAGGUCAGCGUUCACACCGACCCAAACGAACUGCACCAAGGGGGUAAACGCUCCAGGGUUCGGUUCAACCGGACCAAACGAGGGUUGGUGAGAACGCGCCCUGAGACUCAGUAGAGACUUAUGGACAGGCGCUCCCCACAGCUGAAUCAGAACUCUUGAAGUUGGUGUCCUUCAGAGAAAUCCUGGCACACAUCCACAGGCACACAUCAUUGAAUGUUUAAUUAUAAGUUUACAGAGACACAGCUCAGGGUCGUUUAAAAAGAAAAUAAGCUCUCCUGUUCUUCUUUUUUCAUUCUGGUUAUGUGGCCUUGUUAAAAAGCUCAGCCUCUUUCUUCAUGCCAUGAUUGAAAAUUGAUGAGAUGGAAGAAAAGCAGCGAUCUCCUUUAGUGUGUCAGCUUAAUCCCCCUGUUAUUCACAAACGAUGCUUACCUGUGACCUUGGCUGGUUUUAUUUUUAUCUCUGCAGCUGAGGGAUCAGAACGUGGAAACUCUGCUUCACAAAUGAGAGCCCUGUGAGAGCUCGGCGAUGUUACGGAUUAGAUUUUUUAUUUUACGAGAUAAAGAUCUGGAGUACUGAGGGUUUAUAAAAAGGAAGAAAACACCAGUAAUCACAUGGAGACGCUGUAUUUUGAAGGUUAGAACACAAAACUCCAUUCAGAAAUCUAGUCUUUAGUCAAAAUAGCGCCAAACUUCGCUUUGUACUGUGGGAACUUUUCAUUCGACACAAGGGCAGCUUUUGUCAAACUAUAAGAAGUUCAAUUUAAUAUGAUUUCUGUCAGGUUAACAUCUUUACAAGCAUUUUAAAAGUCCAGUUUCAGUCAAACUAAAUCCAUAAUUUCAUUUUUUGGACACAUGUAAACAGACAUAUAGACUGCCUGCUUUUUUCUAAACUCAGGGGUCUUUGCUGAUGCUCUCCCCACCUCAGGCUUCAUACUUUGGUAUCCCACACAUGCUCAUGGAAGGGCAGGGAGUUCUCACUCUUCCUUUUUGUGAUUUCAGACCAGACGACGUGCUGUGGCGUCGUUCCCAUGACACUAGCGUCCUGCUGCACUGCGUCCUCUGGCCCAUGGUGUCCCUCCUUCUGGGCACGCUCAUCGUCCUCCUGACGGUUUGUGCGCGCUCUCUGGCCGUUCGAGCAGAGGCUCUCCAGAAGCGGAAAUGCUCCUACGAGGUUUGUCAGGAUCUGUCUUUGCCCUCAGAGCAUCUGGACGCCAAGGCUGACGACCUCUUGGCAACAAACUCUGACCCCGAGCCCGAGAUGUCGUCGCCGACACGGACCCUGCCGCUGUUCGCGGUGCCGAUACGACGCCGGGAUCGGGAACAUUAAGACAAAACAAAAAUGGGUCUUUCAGGUGAUGAAAUGUAAUCCUUUAGGGAGCUGGAGAGCGGGUAGGUGGAGUUUAGUUCCUCUCAGAGGACGCCACCAGCAACCUGCUGCUGUCUAAAGUGUUUUUUAUGAGCAGAGACCAGAACAAGACGAGGGAAAUCCAACCUGUUGCCUGCAGAGAAACAUUUCCUCUGAUUUAACUCAACAAACUGGAUUAAAGGCGACUGCGGAUGAUGGAUCUCCUCAUUAUGUUCGGCUGGACUCGGUAUGAAGGGUCAUUACUCUGACAGCAGUGCUGUGAUGGAUGUUACAAAGAAUUAUAUGUCAGGAAACUUAAGGACUGACUUCUCAAACUGUAGCUCCUCUAUCAAUGUAGUUUUCUUUCCCUUUGAGUCCCAGUAGCCAUAACUGUAAAUGAACAAAGAGCCAAAGUGCAGAAAUCUCUUCAGGCAGUUUCUUCAGCGUCUGGUUUACAGUGCUAUCACUCAGUGAAGGAAAGACAGUUUUUAGGGUCGGGGUCACAUAUCCCGUUCUAAAUGGGUGUUUUUUCAAUUUAACAGAACAAUUUGAAGCGUGGGUAAGUUUUCAAAAGCUGAACAAAAAGUCGUUUAUUUAUUUAUAUCACAAAAAAGUUUGAUUUUGUGUUUUGUUUUUCCUGAGUGAACUAAUGCAUCUACUUUAUAUCCUCCAGUUCUUACCUCUAAAGUCAUCAUCUUCCAGUCUGAAAAUAUUAUCUUUACUAUCUACUUUCACUUAACACUUCCUAACCUAAGAUGUCUCUGUUUUUUCAAAUCCCUUUUAAUCCCAUCACAACAAAUCACUGCAAACUGAAAGCUUCAAAAUCUUUCACAAGCGUACUUUCAGUCCAGGAGUGUUUGUUAAUGACUUUUUGGGGUUGUUAUUUUAUUUCAUUAUUUAAACAGAAUUGAAAUUUAAUGUAUCCCAAGAUAAAGUCAAGAUUCAACUUUAGUAACAGUAUGAAGAAAAGCUAUUUGAUUUAAUUCACUGAUAAAAAAACGACUUAGUUGUCAUUUAGGAAAGCUUGAAAAACAACAUCUCAAACUAGCUUCUGUUGAGGAUCUGCAGCCUCUCAGUUUCUAACCUCAUCCUCCGUGCAGUGAUCAGCGUGGGCGGGAUGCUAAGAUAAUGAGACGCUGCAUAAACUAACUGCCCAAAUGGUGUCCUCUGCAGAUGGAUGUAGAGGCGGAAAAACACCAAAACAAACUUGGCAAGCACUCCAGGAGGUGUACACGGCCGCACAAAAAGUUUACAUUGUUGACUCAGCGAGAUGUAAAUCACUCAGUUUCCAAAACAAGGAGCAUGGAGAGAAGAAGUGAGAUAGUAAAAAAUAGUGUUUGAUUGGAGUUUAAUAUAUAUGAUCAAUAAUUGAACCUGGUUAAUCAUUUAUUGAUGUAUUCAAAUACAGCAGAGCAGAGUCAUCAGAGGCCCAUUAGCGGCUCCUGUUGCUUCUGAGAGUCCAAACCGCCUCCUGCUUAAUGAUGAGGAGCUCUUUGAACCGCUGAGGUGUUUGCAGACAGCAGGAGUUAAUGACUGAGGUUUGAGUGCAAAGAUUCUCCUCUAUUAAUAUUCAGACUUUACACAGUUUGGAUUCAGUCUUCUGAUAGAACAUCUUAAAAAGGAAAUUUGCCAAUUUUAACAACCACAACAUCGAUUUUUAUGAUGUUUUAGAAGGUUUUGCUCAGUCGAAAAACAACAAAUCUUACCGACAGUAGACUGGAUUGUGAAAGAAGUCAGAAACAGCCAAUUUGGGGGUAAAAUCACAGACACAGAGCACUUAAUCUGAUUGUAAAUUGGAAGAAUCUGUCACUUUGACGGAUUUGCACAUAAGAAAAAAAGUGUUUACCAGUUUCUGGAGUCAGGAUAUGAUGUUUACAGAAAAACCAGGAUAUUAGAGUCCCUGUGAAAUGCUAAGCCAACUGCGUUCCAUAGAUUUUUGAUAAAGGGAUAUUUCAGUGUUUUUGAAAGCUGCAAAUUCUAUACAAACAAAUAGACUCUCCGAUGGCAGAGUGAAGUGCUGAAAAAUUUCCCAGCGUGUAAAUGUUGUCUGUUUUUACGCCUUUCGAAACCUCAAGCAGACUUGUUGAGUCAGGGAGAGCUCAAAAAAAGUCUAAUUGUUACUUGGACAAUUAUUGACGAAUUGUGUUGGAGGAUUUCUCCUGACCUGUGGGUGUUAAAUAGUCGAGCUGUUGCUCAGUAAACACAGGGGAGAAACACACGAAAGCUCAGAGAUAAAAACAACACAUGGCCGAUGCUCAGAGGCUUUUCAAACGUCGCCUACGGCUGAAAUGAGGACAAAAUCUAGACCAUAUGAAUAAAGCAGGAUCUGCUUUUGACCUCAUUUAUACUCAGACACUUCAAAUCUCCAGUGCUGGUAUGAAAAUCUCCUUUUCUACUGAGUUCACAGUGGAGGAAGUCUGACAUUUAAAGAUCAUCCUGCAGUAUUUUCCAGUUUUGGUGACACUGUAUAAUCAGGAUUUAAAUAGACAGAAGUGAGUGGGAAAAUUUGGCCAAUAAUCCGGUUUCAGUUUCUCGUUUCUGUCCGUUAAUUUGUCUUUCUCUUCCUUGAUAUUUCCUCUCAGGCUGACUUAAAAAGACGGGAUGUAGUUCUGGAAACAUUAACUUUCAGACUAAAUAACUUUUCUUCCAUGAAACCGAGUUAACAAUAUCACCAAACAUGAUUCAUCUUUGAAUCUGAAUAUCUUUUCUCCAAAAUUCUUACCACCGUCAUUCCAACUGUCUAAAAAUUACCUACACGUUGCUUAGAAACAGCCACAGGGCCGAGCGAUGUCGCUGCCAAACGAAAAAGCUAAAACAGCCAAACUGGAAUCUGCGGCUGCUCCUCUUCUCUCUGUGAUCGACUGUUGGUGUAAAUACAUCUUUUCCUCCUCAGGUUCAGCUUUGGAAAUGUUUUAAUCACCAUGUUUUGUGGUAAACAUGAAUGUCACUGUACGCUGCUGUAGCACAUUUUUUUAAAGCAGCUCCUCACUGAAAAAAAAAAAUGUAAGCUCUGUUUUUUUUAGGUUUUUGAUUUGUGUUGGUGAUUUUGGUCAAAUUUGAUCUGAAUGUAAAGAAUUUUUGAUUGUUUGCCCCAAAACGUGCAAGAAUAGCAUUACGAGAAGCAUCGAUUUAGUCUGUAGUUUCUCCGAAAAGAUUUUCUGCACUUGGAAAAACGUGUCAAACAAUUGAUGGAGACAAACCUUAUAUGGCCUGUAAAAGGAGCAAAAACCAUGUCAUGAAACUAUCUUAUCCUCAUGCGACAAGUUUUUUUUUUUUUUUGGUGGACAAGAAAACUAUCUGAGGCACAUGAAAAACAAAUUUGCACAAGAAGACAAAUCUGGUGCAAAACAAAGUUGCACAUGCAAAACGUUUGGGCACCUAUGCAAAAUAUCUGGAGCUCUUAAAAAAGCUCCUGUGCAACAAAAACAAUCUAGAGUGAACUAAGGCUGCGUUCACACUGCAGGUUAUGAUGUUUGUGUGGUCAUUCACUUUACAACAACGAAUGUGGCGUCUAAUGUGAACGGAAUAUGUCCGUGAAGUGACCGGCAUGCGCACAAAUUGCUUUCCGCGCCUGUUUGUGUUGUCGAACAAUGGUGACGUUUGUCGCAUGUUGAUGACGUAAAGGUCGGAUAAACGCGACCUGAGCGUCCACACUGCAGUCACAUCGGAUACGUAUCCGAUUUAUAUCCACAUACAAAAGAGCCCUGGAUCGGAUUUGAGAAAAUCAGAAUUGCACUGUUCACACUUAGAUGAAAAAAUCAGAUAUGUGUCACAUUUGUUUAAAAAAUCGGAAUUGACCUGCAGUGUGAACAUAGCCUAAAAACCUGGCACGUGAAAACUAAAAGACAAGUACGAAGAAUAAUCUGGCGCACAUUAAUUCUGCGGAAGUCAGAUGUCGGAGCUGAAAAUGACGUCACACCGUAGUUACCAGCGUUUAAGUUACCAAGUCGGAAAAAAGCAAAAUCUGACAAAAAAGAUGUCUACGUCAAUGAAAGUUAUUUUAGCACUUGCCUUGUCCUUGUUAUAUUUGGAGCGCUAAAAUAACAUUUCCACCCCUGAUUUUGCUUUUUUCCAACUCAAACUAAACUAAAACUAGCAGUAUGAUGCACUUUAAAAAAUUGUGGGCAACCAUGGAAGCUUUCUUGAGCGCAACAAAACCAAUCUGGUGCAAACGGAACUUGAAAAAUAAUGUGGCACAAACAGUUUUCACUGUCACCCAUUAAAUUCAUCUUACACUCACCUGAACUCUUCUAGCACUCGUUAAACCAAUUACACACCAACUCUUAAAAAUUUCUUAUCUGCUGCUGAUAGUUACUGCGUGUUAUCCUAAAAGUUGCCUCGCAGACACCCACACACUCUGAAAAUGUUGACCAGAGGCAAUUAAUGACCUGUAAGUCACCCAAACUUUUCGCUCACCUCAUUUUUGAUCCUCUGUAUUUUCUCCUCAUUAAGAUAGAAAGAAGCCAAUUGACCCUUAUUGAACUAUCGUGUCCCAAAGCUCAAUUAGCCACAAACAUUUUGAGGAACUUUACUACAAGUUGUGCAAUUAGCAGCGCCAGGAAACCUGUGCCGACCAGACAAGAGUGCAGACUCGACUUUUGACCCCAUGAAUGUAGAGAAACGAGACGGGAUUAAUGAUGUAGCGUCAUGAUGUAGCUUUAACUUUUCCACAUCCUUUCUGACUGUUAGGUUCUCCUUCGUUAUAUCACUAUUUAUUCUUCUCUUUAACCACUUUUUUUUGCAACUCAAUGACACAAAAACAGGACGAGAAGUUUGUUGUUUCAGAUGAAGUUUGAGCUGGUAAAAACGCCCAAAUCCACCUUGUUUUACAUUGUUUUCUGGAUUUAUUCUGGAUCAUUUGUACUUUCCAAAGACACUGUAGCCCCACAGUAGCAUUUUUGUGUGUUUUUAUGAGACUUCAUGAGCUGUUGUCGUCUUUCUGUCUGAGAUUAACAAUGUUAGAUUUUCUAUCUGAAGCCAUAAGCUAAGCUGUGAACUGCAGUAGCAAUGAAACCUGUAUUUCAAUCCGUCACCACAAAAACCUGAGGUGUUUGAUUAUCUUUUCACUGCUGUGGUUUUAAAUAUUUAAUGAGAUUUUAUUUCCCUCUGGGUUAAUCCACUCUGUAACAAGCAGGUAAAUAUAUCCGUUAGUCUUCUUUGUAUCAUUAUUUGAUUAUUGUUGAUGUUAAAACGAGUCUAUCUUUGUACUCUGCGCUGUGUCGUCUGCAGAUAAUUUGUCGUCAUCAUCUCUGAACCUCAGCUGUGUGUCAUGUGACCCAGGUAGCUGCUUCGCCGUGUUUUAACCAUGACAAUGAUGACUUUAGUGCCUGAUAGAGAAAUUUAAAUAAAAAGUUUUACUUCAAAAUAA
Xyrichtys novacula (pearly razorfish) is the source of this 29425-nucleotide messenger RNA. Lineage: Eukaryota; Metazoa; Chordata; Actinopteri; Labriformes; Labridae. The record is from the annotation of a GenBank genome assembly.